AUGCCUUCUGUUUUUUCUGGUCUCGAAGAAUCGAGUGUUGAUCCAAUCAUCAACCUUAUGAUCGCCUGUAAGAAAGAUGACCAUCCUAACAAGAUUGAUGUCAGUGUCGGAGUCUAUCAAUCUGAGAGUGGAGACCCUCAUUACGUCUUUCCCUGUGUUAGGGCUGCUAAGGAACACUUGAUGGAGAAAGACCCUGGUCACUGUUACACUCUGAUGACAGGUAUUGCUGACUACCUUUCUAGCGCACAAAAGACAAUUUUUGGUGCAAACCCUUCCAACGUCGCUUCUGUUCAAGCAGUCGCUGGAUCCGGAUCUUUGCACUUGGCUUUCAGUCUUCUUAAGUCUAUUGGUUACAAAGAUUUCUACAUUGGCACUCCAUCGUGGAGCAAUUACAGAGGUAUGAUCGAGCAUGUCGGUUGCAACUACAUUGAGUACCCAUACUACAACUAUGAAACUCGUUCAGUCGAUAUCGAGGCUGUCAAAAAGGCUCUCAACGAAGCUCCUUCUAAAUCUGUCUUCGUCUUGCAGGCUGUUUGCCACAACCCUACUGGUUGUGACUUGAGCCACGAUCAAUGGUCUCUCAUUUUUGACAUUAUUCAACAAAGGGGUCUCUUCUUGGUUUUCGAUAUCGCCUACCAGGGUCUCAGCAGUGGUGAUGUCAACAAAGAUGCUUGGGCCAUCAGAGAGGCAUACUCGCGCAAGAUGGAAUUUAUUGCAUGCCAAAGUUACUCUAAAAACUUGGGAUUGUACUCUGAGAGAGCAGGUUGCACCCACGUUUGUACCUGGGAUUUGGCAAACCAAAAUACCGUAACUUCCAAGUUAGUUGCCAUUAGCAGAAAUGAGGUCUCAUUUGCACCAGCUUUUGGCGCCAGAAUCGCUGCUUUGGUUCAAACCGAUCCACGUUUGCAACAAAUGUGGGCGGAGGAUGUCUUGCGUGUCGGAUCCAGACUUCAAGAUGUCAGAAAACAAGCCUUGGACUGGUUUGUUAAGCUCCAAACUCCUGGUGACUGGUCUCAUAUCCUUGAGCUGGCUGGUUUGUUUUGGUUCUCUGGUAUAACCCAAUUGCAAAGCGAAAAGUUGAUCGAGGAAUACCAUAUUUAUGCAUUAUCUAAUGGCCGUGUGAAUGUGGCAGGAUUAAACAACUCGAAUGUUGAAUACUUCUGUCGCAGUGUUGACGCCAUCGUAAGAAAAUUCCCUUCUAAUUGA
This is a messenger RNA of Australozyma saopauloensis, 1206 nucleotides long. It is a transcript of the gene AAT22, whose product is annotated as Aat22p. Gene Ontology annotation, biological process: L-aspartate biosynthetic process. Gene Ontology annotation, cellular component: cytosol. Bases 1 to 1206 code for a protein of 401 amino acids. NCBI's taxonomy places the organism in Eukaryota, Fungi, Ascomycota, Pichiomycetes, Serinales, Metschnikowiaceae. Gene Ontology annotation, molecular function: pyridoxal phosphate binding; L-aspartate:2-oxoglutarate transaminase activity. The transcript has a single exon. The record is from RefSeq and is a predicted model, not a curated record.